AUGGCACUUGGAACUGAGAUGAGGCAGACUCAUCGACUGGACGCCUUCCCAGCUGAGCUUAUCUAUAUGAUUGUUGCCUAUGUUGACGCUCCAUCGGUAGGACAACUCGCUAGUACUUGUCAAUGGCUCAGCGAGAUAUUACGUCCGUUACUGCCCAAGGCUGCCAAGGGAUAUGCCUUGGCCAAUGAAAAGGAUUACUUUCGGUACCUUGAAAGAUACUCAGGAUCAUAUAUUCGCGAAUGCCCGUUCAUUUGUCGGUUCCGAAGGCUCACAUAUAGGAUCGUGCUCCCACGUCAGCCACUCGCAGAUGCCAUUGAAAACGGUAAAAUCAACGCUGUUAAAGGAUUUCUUGAUGCAGGGAUUGUGGAGCUCCUGCUUGAAAGGGGCGCCAGUUUGGAGCUGUACUCAUUGCUGCCUCAAUCCAAGAUGAUCUGUAUUAUACCGUACUGUAACCUCGAAUCGCUCAAACUUAUUGUGGAUAAGGUCGAUCUGGACGAUAUAUUUCGUGAUGGUGGGUCUCUGCUCUAUCAAGCCAUACGGAAUGACAAUCCAAAUGUGCUGGAGUUUUUGGUGGAAAAAUAUGCCCAUCUGCUCUCCCUACAGGACUUUAGAGGCGAAACAGCCCUUUUUCGAGCUGUUCAACUUUGGGAGGACCAGGAUUGUCAGACUGCUAUGGUUUGUAUAUUGGUUGAGGUUGGCAUUGAUAUAAACGUCAGAAAUAGACGGAAUGAGACUACCUUUUAUAAAGCUUGCUCUUAUGGCUUCCACGAGGUUGUUCGGUUUCUUCUAGAGCGUGGGAUCCAGACAAACAUACCAGGAGAGAGUGGGAUGACCGAGCUACACUACGCAGCCCGAGACAAUUCGCUAGAAGUUGUAAAGCUUCUACUUUCUCAUGACAUAUUCAAUAUCCACGUAUCCGCGAAUAAUGAUGAAACGCCGCUGCAUAUGGCAGCAAGCCAGUUGACACCCGAUACCUUUGCAGUGCUGCUUGAGAAUGGGGCAAGUUUACACCUUAGAGACGCCAAUGGCCGAACACCUCUGGGCAUAGUCGAGACAAUGGGUUAUUGGAGCAUUGGGAGAUACCUUCAGUAUGAAGACGACAUUUGA
Molecule: messenger RNA, 1107 nt
Organism: Aspergillus bombycis
Lineage: Eukaryota; Fungi; Ascomycota; Eurotiomycetes; Eurotiales; Aspergillaceae
Product: F-box domain and ankyrin repeat protein
Exons: 2
Coding region: 1-1107 (368 amino acids)
Molecular function (GO): protein binding
Source: RefSeq, a predicted model, not a curated record